Messenger RNA from Andrographis paniculata, 3281 nucleotides. RefSeq lists its product as uncharacterized. Bases 216 to 3080 code for a protein of 954 amino acids. The transcript is spliced from 10 exons. NCBI's taxonomy places the organism in Eukaryota, Viridiplantae, Streptophyta, Magnoliopsida, Lamiales, Acanthaceae. The record is from RefSeq and is a predicted model, not a curated record.
AACGCCUGUGUUCAGUUCAUCGGACGAUAUAGAUAACAUUUAACAGUCGAGAAAAAACCCUAGCCAAAUUCAACCGUGGAGGCGUAAAUCCAUUGGAGACAUUAGAUUCAAGUUUGAUUUCAACGUUCGGAAGCUGCACGAAUCAUAUCCCCUACAUUUUUUUUUUUUUGUCGCUGCAAUUUGGGGAGAUUUGGAUUCCUGUAAAUUUUUUAAAGAUGAGUGUUUUGACUACCUCGACGUCGUUUUAUCCGGGGUCCUUUCAGCUCAAAUUAGCACUCUCUAGCUGGAAGCCUCCGUUGGUGUAUGUACGUACUCGAUUUCAGCUGGCCGGCCGUCGAAGUGUGAAUUUGGUGCCUUUGAUGGUACGGAAUAGCGCGGUGAAUGAAAAUGGAGUGGAACAGCGUGGUUCUGGGAAUUCGUCAUGGACUAAUUUGAAUUCUUCGGCGAAUGAUCUUUCUGGCUGGGCCAGUACUGAUGACGACGAUCGACGAAUCAAUGAUCCCAAGCCCAAGCAAUCGCUUGUAGGGAUAAUGGCAGCAGGUGCUGCUGGGAUUGUUCUGGUGGCUGGCCUCACUUUUGCGACACUUUCUUUGAGUAAAAGGAGUAUUUCAAAACAUAAAGAACAAAUGCAGCCUUUGAAUGCCGAACAAGAGAAGUCAUUGUCCUCUGACAACAACCAGGAAGCUGAUGAAGAGAAAAUUGGGGAUAAUGUGGGGGUUCUGGGAAAUGCUGGGGGUGAAAGCCAGAUCGAUAAAAAUGAGGAUCUUUCCUUAAGCAAAGAAAAUGGUGAAGCUAUUGAAAGUAGAAUUAGUGAUGAUACUGGUUUGGAGCCACUGUCUGAAGAUGGUAAUGGCUCUUUGGAAGCGUUCCAAAGAGAAUCAGCUAUUCAGAACAAUUUAACAUCUCCAGAAGCUGCUGAUGAAACACCUAUUUCUGAUAUUUCUGCUGGUUCGUCAUCUUUGCCCGUCGGAAUUGUUGAUUUGGGAAACCACAUCAAACCAGCACCUGAGGAAUUAGUUGACGUCAAAGUCUCUGAAACAUCUCUGUUUGAUGCUAAAUCAGAAACUUUGGUCACUGUCAAUCCCAAUGGGGUUCAUACCUUGAGUGAGGGGGAAUUGUCCAACUUGUCGGCAAACCAUUCUUCAGCAGAGCCUUCAGUUUCAGACCCCUCUCCUGAAUCAGAGUCUCAAAAAGGGCUUUCUGCAAAAGAUGUGGAGCAAAGCAAGGCCUCUGUUGAUGAUGAUAAAUCUGUUGACAGGAACAUUUUAAAUACUACUGUAGCGAAUAGUUCUCCCACUGUGCCAGAAGCUGUAUAUCAUCAAUCUGGAAAUGGAACUUUUGAAGAUGGUUAUAAUGAUUUAAGCGGUGGACAAACAUUAUAUGACUCAGCAACUCCUGAGAGUUUUUUCACCUCAGCUGGCAUACCUGCUCCAUCUGUUGUCACUGUAGCUCUGCAAUCUCCUCCCGGAAAGGUUCUUGUACCUGCUGUCGUCGAUCAACUACAAAGUCAGGCAUUAUCUGCUUUGCAAGUUUUAAAGGUCAUUGAGGAAGAUGUUCAACCUGGUGAUUUAUGCAGUCGAAGAGAGUAUGCUCGCUGGUUGGUUUCAGCUAGCAGCGCACUUUCAAGGAAUGCAACUUCAAAAGUCUAUCCAGCUAUGUAUAUUGAAAAUGCUUCUGAACUUGCGUUUGAUGACAUUACUACCGAAGACCCUGACUUCUCAUCCAUUCAAGGUCUGGCUGAAGCUGGACUUAUUGCAAGCAAGCUUUCAAGACGGGACAUGUACCCAUCUGUGGAAGAAGACUCAAGUCCUCUACAUUUCUCUCCUGAAAGCCCUUUAUCUCGUCAGGAUCUUGUUAGUUGGAAGAUGGCUUUAGAGAAAAGGCAGCUGCCAGUAGUUGACAAAAAGACAUUGCAGCAGUCGUCUGGUUUUAUAGAUACUGAGAAAAUCAACCCGGAUGCAUGGCCUUCCAUUGUUGCCGACUUAGCACUGGGAGAACAGAGUAUUAUAACUCUAGCAUUUGGGUAUACAAGACUUUUUCAGCCCGAUAAACCUGUGACAAAAGCACAGGCUGCCAUUGCACUCUCAACUGGCGAGGCUUCUACCAUUGUUAGCGAAGAACUUGCGCGAAUCGAAGCUGAAUCCAUGGCAGAGAAGGCUGUCGCUGCACACAGUGCUUUAGUUGCUCAAGUGGAAAAGGAUCUCAACACAAGCUACGAAGAGCAACUUGCCUUGGAGAGGGAGAAAAUCAACGCUGUUGAAAAAAUAGCUGAGGAAGCGAGAAGAGAAGUGGAGAAACUUCGAGCUGCAAGAGAGGAGGAAAAACUUUCACUGAUCCAACAAAGAGCUGCUGUCGAUUCAGAAAUGGAGCUUUUCUCUAAGUUACGGCAAGAGAUGGAGGAAAAAUUAAAGACACUUACGUCUGAUCGACUGGAGAUUUCCCACGAAAAGGAACGGCUAAACAAACUUCGUAGAGAUGCCGAAACUGAGAAUCAGGAGAUCGCACGGCUACAGUAUGAGCUGGAAGUCGAGCGGAAAGCCUUGUCCAUGGCUAGGACAUGGGCUGAGGACGAGGCAAAGAGGGCAAAGGAGCAAGCGAGAGCCCUGGACGAGGCUAGACAACAUUGGGAAACACAAGGCCUUAAGGUUGUAGUCGACAAGAACCUACGCGAUGAGGCAGAGGGUGGCGCCACAUGGAUUACAGCUGGAAAAGAGUUUGCAGUCGAAGAAACAAUUGAAAGGUCGGAGACUUUAGUGGACAAACUCAGGAGAAUGGCGGAUGAAGUGAGAGGUAAAAGUAAAGAUACGAUUAACAAAAUCAUCGAGAAGAUAAUCGUAUUGACGUCACAUCUGAAGCAACGGGCGGGAGAGCUUAAAAAUGCUGCCAAGUUAAGGCUCGACAGUUCAUUACAGAGCAUUGGUAGAUAUACCUCGACUGCGGGAGAGCUUAAAGAUGCUGCCAAGUUAAGACUAGACAGUUCAUUACAGAGCGUUGGUAGAUAUACUUCGACUGCGAAGCAAGUCGCCGGAGAGUGGAAAGAAGAGGUGGAGAAGAGAUUGUCUCAGAGAUUCAAGACAUGAUUUUUUCGACCAUUUUUGCAGUUCAAGACAUAAAAAUGUGGCUGUGUUUUGCCUACAUGAUUUGCUGCUAUUUUUCCAUCAAGAGUAUGAUAGUGAGUAAAAUAAUGCCUUUGUAACCAAAUAAUUAAGAGUGUUGAACAGAAAGUGUAUAUCUUGAAAUACACCAAGUUCAUGCCCUUUCAAAUUUGAUACUAAACUCCA